UGGCAGCGAUUGCCGUCUGCUGUCCUACGGAUUUAUUGCGAAAAUGGCGCAUUAUGUGAUAUUUUCACAAUUUUUAUCAAUUAUAAGUGAAAAUUUGUGUAGUGCUGCUAUGUGAUGUUGUGUUAAUUUACAUGAAUGACAGUGUUACUCGUGUGAUAAUAAGACUUCGACAUUCUUUGGGAUAUUGGAUUACACAUAAAAUAAAGGCAAAAUGGUGGUGGGCGAGAGUAAGCGUACUGCAAAUAUCAUGGACGGGAUCGAAAACACGGGGGACGUCCGCCUCCACGACCACCGGCUUCGGCUCAAACAAAGAUUUGAUAUAGUCAGAAAACUAGGUCAAGGCACAUACGGAAAGGUUCAGCUCGGCAUCAAUAAGAAAACUGGACAGGAGGUUGCUAUCAAGACGAUUAAAAAAUGUAAAAUUGAAACUGAGGCCGAUCUUAUUCGCAUCAGAAGAGAGGUUCAGAUCAUGUCUUCCGUCAGACAUCCUAAUAUUGUACAUAUUUAUGAAGUAUUUGAAAACAGCGAGAAGAUGAUUCUCGUGAUGGAGUACUGUUCUGGCGGUGAACUGUACGACUACCUCAGCCAGAAAAAAGUAUUAGAAGAAGACGAAGCCAGAAGGUUAUUCCGGCAGAUUGCAACCGCUGUUUAUUAUUGCCAUAUACAUAAAAUAUGUCAUAGAGAUUUAAAAUUAGAAAAUGUGUUACUCGACGACACUGGGAGUGCUAAGAUCGCUGAUUUCGGUCUCUCGAACGUUUUCAAGGAAACAUCUCUAUUGUCGACGUUUUGUGGAUCACCGUUAUAUGCUUCUCCAGAAAUAGUAAAAGGAACGCCGUACAUUGGACCUGAGGUGGAUUGUUGGUCAUUAGGAGUUUUACUGUACACCCUAGUAUACGGAGCGAUGCCGUUUGAUGGUUCGAACUUCAAGCGUCUGGUCAGACAGAUCAGCAAUGGCGAUUAUUAUGAACCUAAAAACCCAUCGACGGCGUCACCCUUGAUUCGGGAUAUGCUGACCGUGGAUCCGUUGAAGCGAGCGGAUAUCGCCUACAUCUGUGAUCAUCCCUGGGUGAACACGGGCUGCGAGACGUCGUGCCUGGAGAUGUCGGAGGCGCUGGCGGCCGAGACCCCCGUGCGCCUCGACCUGCUGCUGUCGCUGGCGCCCAACGCGCCCUCCAGCUCCAGCGUCGUCGUGCCGUCCGAGGCCACCGACCUCGGCCCGCAGGAGAGCCGCACGGAUCUCACGAGCUCCACCUCGAUGGCCGUCGAGCCGAGCAACUCCGCCGAGAAGAGGAUCCUCGAGCUCGUAGCCGAGGGCGGCGAGGACGCCAUCAAGCCGUCGCCCACGCGCACGCUGGUGUCGGCGGCCGACGGCAAGCGCCGCCUCGACGCGCCGCGCGCCAGUUGUGCGAGUAUGGCUCCCCUGUCUCCCGCUCUGCCCGAGGAGGAGGCUAAGUUCGAUUCUCCGCCGCCGGAACGAAUGUCUGAGGAUUCGAUACAGUUUACUCAGCCUUCGCUGAAAUCGUCCGCCACAAUGACGAUAUCUCCGGCGCCGACGCCGUCGCCCGCGCCCAAAGUAGAACAAAACGAAGUUGUAGAAAAUACUGUGAAAGAGGAAGAGCCCAAAGCUAAAACUAAAGUCGUAAUUAAGAAGAAAAUGUCGCCCCCAAAGGCCGACGAAAACGCGGAAAAAUUGGAGGAGCCUCAGGAUGGAAUCAAAACAAGUAGUGUGUCGUCGCCGACGGACAAACUGCCGUCUCCGUCGCUCGCUCAGCCGACGCCGGCGUCUGCGCCUGCUAAACCUAAGAAGCUGUCCAUACCAGGCGGUCACGUCGGAAGCUUCAAGGAGCAAUUCGAGAGACGCGCAUCCCUCACCGCCGCUCCGGAAAUAAAGCGAAAUAUCACCAAACCGGUCGUGUCGAAGAUCGCGAAGCCGAAGGCUCAGAGCGAGGACCGCGAACUGUCGAGCAAGGCGGGCGACAACGGCACCGUGCGGCUGCAGCAGAUCGGCAUCCAGCCGUCGCCGGUACGUACGCCCGCGCACUCACGGGAGCCGUGCCCGCAGGCGCCGCGCGGCGUGCAGAAGGCCGACAGCGAGCCCGCGCCCGGCGCCGCGCCCGACCCCGCCGCGCUGCUGAACGACGCGCGCCGGAGCUUGCAGAACUCGAUGGCCAAGCUGGCGGAGGAGCGCGCCGGGGAGGACAGUCGCCGUCGCGCCGCCAGGGACAUCAUCUCCUCUGCCAUUCGCACGGGCAAGCCACCGGUGCCCUACGGGCGCUCGUCGUCGGCGGGCGUGGCGGGCCUGCUGGCCCCCGCCGGGCCCCCUCCCGCCGCGCCUCCACCCGCGCCGCGCGUGUUCCGCACCGAGGCGCUGCACCGCGUCGAGGACCAUCGCAACAGAGGUGUAUCGGUGGAGCGCAUCAUCCCAAUCACAAUGCCGGGCGAGGAGCCGUCGCCGGCCACGCCGACGUCCACCGGCACGCCCACGUCGCCCGCCACGCCCGCCACGCCCGUCACGCCGGUCGCGUCGCCGCCCGCCUCGCUGACGUCUCCCGUGUCGCCCGCGGCCCCGCGCGUCACCCAGACGCCGCUGAGGCGGCUGGCGUCGGUGGAGUCGGCGGGCGAGGCGGCGUCGCCGUCGUCGGGCGAGCCCAUCAAGAAGUCGGCGCGCGAGUUCAUCAUCCCCAUCGCGGUGGAGGGCAAGGGCUACGUCACGCCGCGCCAGCGCAGCCUCGAGCCCGAGCGCCUCGCGCGCCCCGCCGUCGCGCGCCCGCGCCGCAUCAGCAGCCUGGUCAGCGGUGGGGAAUCGGAAGAGGAAGAUGAUACACAUAUGCACCGAUUGAGAUCUACUCGAGCUGCUCGUGCGGAGUCUGUGAGUUCCGGAGAAGAAGACGAGGAGGACGAGGGCUUCCACCUUCUCACCGCAGAGAAUCUUUUCUCCACUCUAUUACACAGAGUGCGAGCGCUAACUCAGCGACUCAACGGCGAGGAGGGCCCCGGCUUCCAGCACCCGCACUCGCUGUUCUACAACCUGCAGUCGCCCUUCUUCAACAGACUAAUAAAUAAUGACGUUUUUUCCGCAUGCAGCCCCCACUUACCGCGGAGAAACCUCUUGCGCGAGGGCUGGGGCUCGCGCGAGCUGCACGCGCCGUUCGACUCCAUGUUCGGCAAGGCGCGGCCCGCCACGCCCAGAGGUAGUAGUAAGAAAACCGGCAAGCACCAAACGAGAGCCUCGCCAAACUCGGAGACGGACGCCCCCGACGCACUGGAUCUGUCGGACCUGGACUUGAGCGCGAUAGAGUUCUCGGAGCGGGAGAUGCAGGCGCUGUCGGGCCUCACGCCGGCGCUGUCGCGGCGCCUGCAGCGCCACCUGCUGGCGCACCUGCCGCCGCGCGCCGCCGCGCGCCUGCGCCGCACGCUGUCGCUGCACGCCGCGCCCGCGCCGCCCGCGCGCGCGCGCGCCGACCGCUCGCUGUCGGCCGGCGGCGACCCGCGCCCGGGCGUCGCCGAGGAGCCCGCCGAGGAGCCCGCCGAUGAGCCCGCCGCCUCGUCCGCCUCGCAAUUCUGUACCCUGCCUCGAGUCCGGCGGCGUGAGGCCCCGUCGAGGGAACCCGAGUCGCCGCCCCCCGUUUCGGAGUUCGGACAGGAGAGUCCGUCGAGAGUGGACUCGUCGACCAGAGAUUCCGAUAGCUCUAGGGGCGAAAGCGCACGGUAUACUCAGGAGCGGCCUCUGCUGAGUAAAUAUUUGGCGCCUGAGAAACAUUUAUCUUUGGACGAGACGACGUAUUCAUCGGACGGUGGUAGUAUAUUGUCGGAACCUAGCUAUAUUGCAGCGUAUGGAUCGCCCGCCAUGAUCAAUACUCCGGGAUCGAAUUUCAGACGUCAUUCUUUAAGGUUGAGUGGAGACACGUCGAAAAAACGGAUUUCUAGAUUCCUUCGUUCAGAUUUCUUCGAUACACCUUCUGACGAGAGUUCAUAUGCUAAGCACAAGAAAGAAAAGGAAUUAGAAACUCAAAAAAUAUUAAAAGAAAUAAGAGAUAAGAAAAAUAAAUCGUUAGAAAUUGUCACUAAAAACCCUAUUGAAAUGAAUGAUUCUCAGCCUGCAUCAAAAGAUGAAUGUUCUACGAAAAAAUGUCUAUCUCCAAUGACUAAUUUAAUAUUAAAAGACCGCAGUAGAUCUAAUACGCCAUUUUUCCCUAUUCUAGAUAAUAUAAAGGAAACUAAUUUAGACUCUUCAGUUGUGAUGCAACAAACUAAAGAUCUUAAAGAAUGCAAUGACACGAAAAAUAAGGUUUCUAACUUAGAUUCAAAAUUAAGCAGGCCUAAAAGUUAUCCAAUAAAAAAUAUCGAAAAAUAUGACGAUACGAAUAAGAACUUAGUAACAGAUAGUUGUAGAAAUGACGAUAAUGAAAUAGAAGAUAGAAAAAUUUGCAGGGAAUCGAAACUAAUGCGACCAAAGAGCUAUCCUACAAGUAGUCCUUCUCCAGAAAAAGUUUAUUUGAACCGUAACAAUAAAAAAGAGGAUACAAAAACUUCCAAAGAAGUGACAAAUGUUUCAGAUGGAAAAACCGACGUAGAAGUAAGCUUUAGCAUAACUUUACCAAAAAAAACAAAAUCAUUAGUAUCGAAAUCAGACUCACAGACGAAAUUGGAAUCAAUGGAUUCAAAAUCAGAAAAUAAAAUGGUAAACGAUUCCUUGACAUUAAAGAAAUAUAAGGUUACAAAUUUAAAAGACAAAAAUGAAAAGGCGGAGAUAUCUGAAGUCAAGGUCGAUAACAGUGAUGAGCUAAAAAAGGUCAAAAAUGGUACUGUGAAAGACGAUGUAAAGUCAGCAUCGCCAGAAAAUCAAGUGAAUGAGAAAAAAGGAGUGAUUAAGAAGAAAAUUAUUAAAAAAGUUUCAUCAAAAUCAAAGACUGAUUUGAGCAUUUCAGACGCCAAUGAAACAAAAAAUUCUGGAGAUAAAAAGAAAGUCAUAAAAAAAGUUAAGGAAAAAGAUAAAAGUACAGAUGAUACUACGAAAACAACGACUGUUCCCAAAAAGAAAUCAGUAUUGCAAUCGAUAGGACAUAAGUUGGAAAAAUUUACAUCAUCCAAAUCAAAUUCACCAGAAAAAGUUUCUGACAAUAGUAUUCCAAUAAACGAUAAAAAUAAUGAUUCUUCUAAACAAAAUCGAAAUCAACGAGAACACUCGGUACCAGCAAAUAUCGAAUCGAUUUCAGAAUCUAAUUUAAUUAAAAGGGCUGUAACGAUAACUGAUGUUGCUGCUCUAGAAAAUAGCAAUCAAAAUAAAACAACUGUAUCCAAAGUAUUAGGUUUAUUCAGGAAAUUUGAACCAAAAGAAAAGAACUCUAAAUCGGUCAUAGAAAAAAAUAGCAAAGAAAAUAUAAACGUAAACAAUGAGUGUAUAGCUAAAAACGAUAAUGUAGCGAAUUUCAUUGAUCCAGAAGAAAAACCCAAACGGCCAAAUUCAUUAUUAUUAAACGGUUUAGGACGUAAAAGUAGAUUUAACAGGUCAUCGAGUGAAGAUGAUAAUAUAACAAAAGUAGAAAAUAAUGAACGCCAAGUACUUAAAAAAGAAAAUGAUUCCAAAAAUACUUUAAAAUUAGAUUUCUCUAGGUUGCCAAGAGUAAAAAAAAUAGUUCCUACAAAUGCUGUGAUAGAACCACAAAUUAUAAAUUAUUCUGAUGUUGAAAAACACGUAGACAAAAAUGACGUCUUAGACAAAAAUAAAGCACUUUUAGAUAGUGACCUAAAAGAUUAUUGCGAUACUUUGAAGCGAAGUCGAUCUCGAAGUAGAUCAACAUAUUCGAAUUCCGAUAUUAAGUCUGAAACGAGUAUAGAUGUCAAAAAUAAACAUCAUGUAAAUGACAGCACCCAUCACAUAUGCAUUCGAAAUCAUGAAUCGAUAAGUCCAGAGAAGGAGGAUAUAGUUGAUAGAAUAAGAAGAAAAAGUUUUUACUCGAGAUUUAACGAAAAGAAACAAAGAAGGAAGAGUAGUUUAGUUGGUCCCGGAGCUACGGAAUACGACCCAUUGGCGAGAAUACAUUCUCAUGCAACAGACUCAAAGUAUGACGCGUCACCGACUUCUCCAGGAAAUUAUGACCUCUCACCAGGCUUAUCGGUCGGUUCAGAUAUAUCACCGUCAACAGAACGCUACCGAUCUUUACUAAGCGAUUUGCCUAUCAAUACAAGAAGUAGCUACAGGUACGAUGGAAUUAAUGACAAAGUUGAUUUGUAUAGAUCACUUGACAGAAAAUAUUCGGGGGCCAGAUCGUAUCUGGAUUAUGAUCAACCGUCAUCGUACAAUUCUCAUAGAUAUUCGAGAACGAAAUCAUUAUUCGAAAGCACUGAUCCAAUAGAAGAUCAAACUUACGGUCUUCCUAGAGAUUCCCUUAAGUACAGCCGAACUAAUUCAUUAUUUUCACCCGGUAGUUAUGCUACAUACAGACCGAAACGAACGAGAAACUCUGCUAUAAUACUAAAAGAAAGCGAAAAAGAACCUAGUCCUGAAAACAUACUCGAUAAAAUAAGACAAAAAAAGAUUUCGAUCAGUGUUACAAGAAAGCCUGACCCUGAAAAGGAAUCAGUACCGAGAUCCAAUGUCACAUCUAAAAGCGAAGGCGACAGUUCAGAACGCGCUGCGAAAAUUGACUGAGAGGCGCUAUUGAUGAAAAUAUCCACUACGAAAUUUUAUUUGUAACGCAUUUCUGACAAUAGCAUAUUUAUUUACAGAUAAUAGACGUGAAAACGAACGUUUUCCAAAUACUAAACUGAAUACGACUAAAAUAUUUCCGUUUAUCUGUAACUACAUAGUAUUGACUGCAUACUUUUCUUGCCAAUAUCAUAGCAUAUCCAAAUUUUAUGUCGUACCUAAGAAUCUCGAAAGUCUCGUGAAAAGUUAUCGAAAAUGGAUUCAACAUCAUUUCUACAACUAAUAUAUUUAGUUAGAUAUUUCUUCGACAAGAUCUUUCAUAAGAAUAUACAAUUUUAACGAUAUUUUGCGAAUAUUAAUUUUUUAGAAACUUUAUUGUGAAUUGAUCUUAUGUGCCUUUAUAACAUAAGCAACUGGAUUUGAUAGUAAAGUUUGGUGAAAAAUGACACAAGUUUUAGUGUUUUUGCACAAAUGUUUUACUCAGUAUGUUUAAUUUUAAUUAUUUUAGAUAUUAUUGAUUGUUGAUAACGUAAGUCAGCUCAUAAGUUUAAAUGUUUAUAAUAACCGAAUAGUAUUGACUGCUUAGACACGUCGCAACAGUAAUCGAAUAGAAUGGUGCUUAGUUGAAGGUUUUCUUAGGAGUAAUUAGUAUUUAUAGUAAAAGUUACAACCACUUACAUUGUGUAGGUAUAUACAUAAAAUGUUUUCGAAUAUAAAGAAUCUAUUUUGUUAAAUCAAACGGAAAUAUUUAAAAAGAAAUAGUUACUGUUUUUCAUUUGUUGCCAUUUUCACAUUUAUAUGUCAGUGAAAAACUAGUCUGUGUAAGGCGUUUGCGCUGUUUGUAAAGCGACAUUUUGAUGUGACUCAAUUUAUUACUAUUUGUCAUUAUUUAUUUAUUUUAUCAUUUCAUUAGAAUUUUAAUGAUUAUUUAUUAUUGUGUGGUGAUUAUUAAUAUUUUAUUAAUAGGCAAUACGGACUCUUUCGAAUAUUAUAAUUACUAUCACACACGUUUUGUAUUGAAUGUGAAUAAAUUAUAUAGUUGAAAAA
Vanessa atalanta (red admiral) is the source of this 7696-nucleotide messenger RNA. RefSeq names its product NUAK family SNF1-like kinase 1 (gene Nuak1). The transcript has 26 exons. Gene Ontology annotation, molecular function: tau-protein kinase activity; ATP binding; protein serine/threonine kinase activity. Gene Ontology annotation, biological process: microtubule cytoskeleton organization; intracellular signal transduction; protein phosphorylation. The coding region runs from base 212 to 6652 and encodes 2146 amino acids. Lineage: Eukaryota; Metazoa; Arthropoda; Insecta; Lepidoptera; Nymphalidae. Gene Ontology annotation, cellular component: cytoplasm. The record is from RefSeq and is a predicted model, not a curated record.